Molecule: messenger RNA, 1298 nt
Organism: Durio zibethinus
Lineage: Eukaryota; Viridiplantae; Streptophyta; Magnoliopsida; Malvales; Malvaceae
Product: adenine phosphoribosyltransferase 5-like
Biological process (GO): adenine salvage
Cellular component (GO): cytosol; cytoplasm
Molecular function (GO): adenine phosphoribosyltransferase activity
Source: RefSeq, a predicted model, not a curated record
ACAUAACAAUUUUGAGAGUGACAGCAGCACUAUCCUCUAGAAAAAUGGAAAAAACAAAAAGAAAGAAAUAGAACAAGGAAAAGGAGGCUAUAAAUAAUGAGCACUGAGCAGUUGGAUCUUCUUCAGUGGUGCUUUUGCCAACAAAGAUACACAUCUAAUUAAUAACUAAUAACCCUUUCUUUCUCUUUCUUCUGCCAGCAGAAGUUAAAACCAGCACUGGGUUGCUUUUAGGAGGGAAAAAAACAAGAAAAAGCUCUCAGUGAGUAGCCCACUUAACACACUAAACACAAGCUAAUUCUUACAGGAGAAACAAAAGAAAGAAGAAAAUGUUUGCAGGAGAUCAAAAUGGUUUACAAGGUGACCCAAGGUUGAAGGCCAUUUCUGAAGCCAUUAGAGUUGUUCCCCACUUCCCAAAACCUGGGAUUAUGUUUCAGGACAUAACAACUCUGUUGCUUGAUCACAAGGCUUUCAAAGAUGCUGUGGAUAUCUUUGUUGAUCGUUAUAGAGAUAUGGAUAUUUCUGUUGUUGCUGGUGUUGAAGCUAGAGGAUUUAUGUUUGGCCCCUCGAUUGCAUUGGCUAUUGGUGCAAAGUUUGUUCCUUUACGUAAACCUAGAAAGUUGCCAGGAGAAGUGAUCUCCGAAGCAUAUGUACUUGAAUAUGGCACUGAUUGCUUAGAGAUGCAUGUUGGGGCUGUUCAACCCGGGGAACGUGCCUUAGUUAUUGAUGAUUUGGUGGCUACAGGGGGGACUCUUUGUGCUGCAAUACGCCUAUUAGAACGAGUUGGGGCACAAGUGGUUGAAUGUGCAUGUGUUGUUGGGCUGCGUGAAGUUAAGGGACAACACAGACUAAAUGGAAAGCCGUUGUAUAUUCUUGUGGAGCCACGCCAGCUGACAAAUUGUUCUGCACCUUCUGUUAAUGGAGUUGCAGUUAAUGGAGUCGAAACAUGCAGACACAAUGAUCUCUACCUCUCUGCGACUUGAAUAUACGCAUUUUCUUAUUCUCGGAGCAAAGCUUGGUUUCCCAUUCAAUCCCAUUCCAAAUGUGAUUAGUUUGCUGAUGCUUUGGUUGUAAUCCUCUUUGCCAGGGAAAGAUGUUCAGGUGUAUUUCAUUUUAAGGCUGUUUUAGUUUUAGUUUUUAUAGUUUUGAAUGAAUUGUUGUGGCAUGUCAGUACCUGUUUGUUGUUCAUUCAAUUUAUCAUAUCAUGUUUGUUCCAUCAUUUUGUCUGCUGUUUCCGAGAGCUUGUCGAUUAAUAUUGAGAGGCCUGUUUUUAUCAUUUUGUUGGUUUGAGAUGACGACAA